Myotis daubentonii (Daubenton's bat) is the source of this 1048-nucleotide messenger RNA. Its product is annotated as histone H2A type 1. Gene Ontology annotation, molecular function: protein heterodimerization activity; structural constituent of chromatin; DNA binding. Lineage: Eukaryota; Metazoa; Chordata; Mammalia; Chiroptera; Vespertilionidae. The record is from RefSeq and is a predicted model, not a curated record. Gene Ontology annotation, cellular component: nucleosome.
CCAUUGGUUGAAGAGAAAGGGCUGUAACUUGCCGCCAAUGGCACAGACUCACGUUCGCGCCGCGGCGCGACUAUAAAGAGGGCAGCUGCGGGCGACUCAGCUCAGAUCAAGGUCUGAGCGGAGGUUUCCUGUCCAUCAUGUCUGGACGCGGCAAGCAGGGCGGCAAGGCGCGCGCCAAGGCCAAGACGCGGUCCUCGCGGGCCGGGCUGCAGUUCCCCGUGGGCCGCGUGCACCGGCUGCUCCGCAAGGGCAACUACGCCGAGCGCGUCGGCGCGGGCGCGCCCGUGUACCUGGCGGCGGUGCUGGAGUACCUGACGGCCGAGAUCCUGGAGCUGGCGGGCAACGCGGCGCGCGACAACAAGAAGACGCGCAUCAUCCCGCGCCACCUGCAGCUGGCCAUCCGCAACGACGAGGAGCUCAACAAGCUGCUGGGCAAGGUGACCAUCGCGCAGGGCGGCGUGCUGCCCAACAUCCAGGCCGUGCUGCUGCCCAAGAAGACCGAGAGCCACCACAAGGCCAAGGGCAAGUAAAGGAACAAAUCGCAACAUCCAAAACCAAAGGCUCUUUUCAGAGCCACCCACACUUUCACUAAAGAGCUUGCCGUUGCCAUGUUGGAGCAGCUACCUGAGAAUGUUCCCUUGACUGACAAUUACUGGAGGUGUCAGUAUGUUAACACCCCAGAAACAAAACACUAGCCAUACAUUCAAAACAAAUGUAAAAGGAACACAAUGGUUUGUGUCAGGUGAUUAAGCAAUUGGUGCAACACGCCCUGGGGCUCAAGUGCCUCAGGACGGAAAGUGAAGUGCUCUGCAGGCUCAGCCAUUCUUUUCUGGUAAAGAGCUUAGCACUUGUAUUUGUAUUAGAAAGUGAGUCAUCGGCCCAAUGGAGUCACAGUUCCCCAUUGAAAGCAAAACAUUGUCAAAAACUGCAUGAAGAAAUGUGUAUCCAUCCACAUGUGUUCCUGAAUUUUAAAAAAACACCUUACUUUCCACCCCAAUACAGAUUCUUACAAUAAAGAUGUUGGCCACAAUGUAUAACAAUGAGAGAC